AGGUACGAGUGGCAUAGAUAUCGAUCUACGCAGACUGGACAUAGAUCAAUGUCCUCUGCCACCGGGAUCUACACAGUUGAACAUAUUCGCAGCCAGUGACAAAUGCAAGAAACGAACUACAGAGGGAGAGGACAGCCAGUACGACGUUCAAGGGGUGUUCGAGUGUCUUCCUUGCGCUGAGGGUUGCGAGUCCUGCGAGGACGAUUCCCCGUGCGUGGUGUCCUUGAAUUGGCUGAUGAGGACUGCUAUCCUCAUCCUCGAGUGCUGCGUCAUCGCCUGCCUGCCCGCUGUCGCGCUCUUCACAUGGAAAUACGGUAACGUGAAGGGAAGUUCGUGAACGGAGGCUAAAAGAAACUGUGGACCUAAUAGACGGACCGAUAUGAAGUUUUGAAACGAGAUCGUCGCUUAUCGAUUCGCCACCGACGGGUGGUCGUAGAGCGAAUGGGUUGAGGGGCCGGAAGCCACGAAAUCUUGUCGGAUUAAGAACGAGAUGUAGCAGCAGCAGCAGCAGCAGAAGAAGAAGAGAGAAGGAACUGAAAGAGUUGGCUGGGGUGGCGCGCACCCCGUUUCCAUUGUCGUCUCUCCAAGUUCUCGGAUCUCUACAUCUCCGUCGAACGCAGUUGUCCAACUUGCAAUUUUCUAUUUA
This is a messenger RNA of Ceratina calcarata, 646 nucleotides long. RefSeq names its product putative G-protein coupled receptor CG31760. The transcript is spliced from 3 exons. The record is from RefSeq and is a predicted model, not a curated record. NCBI's taxonomy places the organism in Eukaryota, Metazoa, Arthropoda, Insecta, Hymenoptera, Apidae. The annotation marks the transcript as partial.